This is a messenger RNA of Schizophyllum commune H4-8, 1314 nucleotides long. RefSeq names its product PSP1-domain-containing protein. The coding region runs from base 1 to 1314 and encodes 437 amino acids. NCBI's taxonomy places the organism in Eukaryota, Fungi, Basidiomycota, Agaricomycetes, Agaricales, Schizophyllaceae. Gene Ontology annotation, cellular component: cytoplasm. The record is from RefSeq and is a predicted model, not a curated record. The transcript has 2 exons.
AUGAGCCCAUUCGUGCGAGACGUGGGGCAGAUCCUCCUUGAUGACGGGUCCGCGUUCCGCGAACUCUGGGCCGGCAUGCACCCGCCCAGGGACGAGGUCAACGGCGGCGGCGGUAGCGGGACGACGAGCCGACGGCACAGCGUCAGCGUCGUGCAGCCCCGUCGCGGCAAUAUCGUUGGCUUCAAUGCCCCGGGAGUCAGCGACGGUCCAGAUGAUGUCCCACGUUCCUUCGCCGGCGGCGGAGGCUUCGGUGGCGGGCUGAUGCUGUCGGACGAUGACCUGGCAGCGGACCUGGGCAUGCUGGAUCUCAAUGGGCCACCGAAGGCGUCGCAGCAGCCGCCCUCCCAGCCAGCGUCGAUGCCGGUGUAUACGCCGAUAUCGCGCAGCCCGCCGUCACAGGACCACUACCAGCCGAUGAACAUCGGUUCGCUUUCGUCGCAUAACGGCGACCUGCACCGCGACCCGAGCCCGCCUCAGCACCAGGAGCAGGCGCACGACCUACAGCCGCGCUUCAUCCCGGGGCAGGGUAUACAGUACCUGUCUCAGCAGGCGAUUCAGCAGGACCAGAAUGCGCAGUACGCGCGCACACGCAGGCCAUCAUACACUGGUGGCCCACUAUCGCCGACGUCGCAGCGCAUGGUGCAGAAUCCCCAGUCUCCGCCGUACUACCCGACGCGCCGGCCCUCGGAUGCGCAGGCGCCCGCGCCUCCUCAGCAGCUCACCGACCUCGGCAAGGGUGUCCCGUUACAUGCAGUCCCGCCCUCCUGGCCGCUCUUCAUCGUCGAGUUCAAGGCUGGUCGCACGGACCUAUUCUACCUCACCGAUACGUCGCAGGACAUUCGCGUCGGCGACCUCGUCGUUGUUGAGGCCGACCGCGGGAAGGACCUCGGCAAGGUCGUCAACGACAGCAUCACUAUCGCCGAGGUCGAGGCGUGGCAGACGCGGCAGCAGGGCGGGGCCAACAGCGGUGCGGAAAACCCGACGAGCCCCGGCGGCGCGCCGUCGUCGAGCAAGAAGGAGAUCAACCCAAAGAUGAUGUACGGGAAGGCGUCGGUGCAGGACACACAGCAGCUGCAGCAGAAACUGCAAGAUGAGCUGAAGGCGCUCCAGCUCUGCCAGACUAAAGUCCGCGCGAAGAAGCUGCCGAUGGAGGUGAUUGACGCUGAGUAUCAGUGGGAUCGGCGCAAGCUUACCUUCUAUUUCAUCGCCGAGAAACGCAUCGAUUUUAGGGAGCUUGUGCGCGAGCUGUUCAGGCUAUACAAAACUCGCAUUUGGAUGGCCUCGCUCCAGGGCGGGGUCUCCUUUGAGCAAUGA